This is a messenger RNA of Parathielavia appendiculata, 3372 nucleotides long. Its product is annotated as OPT-domain-containing protein. Gene Ontology annotation, cellular component: plasma membrane. Gene Ontology annotation, molecular function: oligopeptide transmembrane transporter activity. Bases 261 to 3329 code for a protein of 1022 amino acids. The record is from RefSeq and is a predicted model, not a curated record. NCBI's taxonomy places the organism in Eukaryota, Fungi, Ascomycota, Sordariomycetes, Sordariales, Chaetomiaceae. Gene Ontology annotation, biological process: transmembrane transport. The transcript has 2 exons.
CUCAUCCAGUGUCAUCCAGCUGCUGACAGCGCAGCUUGAUGCCUUACAUAUAGGUACCUGAGCUGCACGGCCAAGCUCGAACUGGAGUUGAGACACAAUUGUGCGAAUCCUUCCAUUCAAUGCCAUCCUACCGCUGCCUUUGGCACUCUCCUAUCGACGUCAUACCCAGGUUCUAGGCCCAUGUCUCGCAUUGCGGCUGCACAUGGGGCUUCCGACCAGUCACGCCUGCAUUUAUACAAAGCUCCGGCGCAGGCAGGCCUAUGACACUUCCCGACGGCAACACCACUGGGCCGAACAGGCAUCUCGAGGUUGUCCAAGGAAUUCCUCUGGAAUCCUUGGCCUCGGGAUCCGCACUCGGACAAGGACCCACGCUGCUCACCCCCGGGCUUGCUUCCCCUCAUCUCCACAACAACGAGCCGCUGCUAUCAUCGCACGACCGCGCCGAGCUUCGAAGUGCCGAUCCCUAUGGCCGCGGACCCGACUCGACAGCGGCAACGGCGGACGAGACCGAGACCGACUGCCCGGCCGACCCGGAGCCGACACGCGAACUCAUGACCAAAGACCCCACUACGCUGCGCGCGGCCGCGGGCUUCACCGGUCCGUCGUAUGGCUCCAUCGACCCGCAGAAUUCAUAUGACAGCACUGGUGAUGAGAGCACCGCCCCCUCCCCGGUGCCGUCCCGGAAGCCCUCCGAUGCAAGCCGAGAUUCGAUUAGGGAAUUCCGAAUAAGAAGACGCGGGGAUGGCUCCCAUUCCAGGUCGUCUACCUUGAGAAAGACGCCGAGACGGUCUGAGGAGCUCGGGGGAUCUACCACCAUUGGUGGACUUGAGGGCCGCUUCGGCACCACAGAUACACCCCUUCUGAACGACUUGGACAAACAGCGCGAAUCCGCAGACGAAGACGAGGAGCAGUUCUUUUCGGUGCCCGACUCGGACAUCGACGAUGAGGACGAUCCGCCCGACAACUCUCCCUAUGCCCAAGUCCGCGCUUCCGUCUCGCCCACCGACAACACAAGCCUCUCAAUCAACACGCCCCGGAUGUGGGCUCUUUCUAUCCUUUUCUCCAUUCUCGGAUCCUCGACCAAUUUGUUCUUCUCCCUGAGAUACCCCAGUGUUGCAAUCACUCCCGUUAUAGCGUUGUUAAUGGUACACCCGCUUGGUCUUUUAUGGGACUAUCUAUUGAAACGCUCCGAUGAUCCGCCUGAAGAGUAUGUUGACGGUUUCCGUAGCGACAAUGCGUCGACAGCCAGCACAGAGGACCAACCUCAUUUCGUCCCCUGGGAGCGCAGGAGCAGACUCGAUCGCGUGCGGCUGUGGUUGGCACAGGGCCGCUGGAACGAAAAGGAGCAUAGCUGCGUUUAUGUCAGCAGCAAUGUGUCGUUCGGCUUCGCCUUUGCCACCGAUGUCAUCGUCGAGCAGACGCAGUUUUACAAGCAGGAAGCCAGCAUUACCUACCAGCUCCUGCUCACCCUAUCCACGCAGAUUCUAGGCUACGCCUUCGCUGGCCUCACGCGGCGCUUCCUGGUCCGGCCGAGUGGCAUGAUUUGGCCUGGGACCCUCAUGUCGGCGGCCAUGUUUACCACCCUCCAUAAGGAGGAGAACAAGGAGGCCGACGGCUGGAAAAUCAGCCGGUGGAAGUUUUUCUACGUUGUCUGGCUAGGCGCCUUCCUCUUUUAUUUUCUGCCGGGCCUCUUGAUGCCCGCCCUCAGCUAUUUCAACGUCAUCACCUGGUUCGCCCCUGAGAACGUCGUCAUUGCCAACCUGUUCGGCGUUGUCUCCGGCCUGGGAUUGUUUCCCCUGACUUUUGACUGGGCACAGGUAGCCUACAUUGGCUCACCGCUGUUAACCCCUUUUUGGGCAGCCAUGAAUGUGGUCGGCGGUCUCGUCCUGGUCAUGUGGAUCGUUGCGCCCAUCGCAUACUACAGCAACUGGCUGUACUCGGCGUACAUGCCGAUUCUGUCGUCAGCCGUCUUCGAUAACACCGGGAAUGUGUACGACGUCAGUAAGGUUCUUACCGAGGACUUUUUGUUUGAUCGGGAGGCGUACUCCAAGUACAGCCGUGUGUUCCUCCCCAUCACGUACGUCCUGAGCUACGGGGUGCAGUUUGCCGGACUGGCCUCGCUUCUUACGCACACCAUCUGCUGGCAUGGCAAGGACAUAUGGACGCAGUGGAAAAGGUCACUGGAGGAGCCGUCUGGAGAGCCAAAAUGGGGUUACCAGCCAGUAACCAAUUCAGGCGAAUCGUCAGCCAGCGCAUCCAACGGACAUGACCGACGGGCAAACAGAUCCUCAACGAGUAUCGACAACCUCAUGAGCCGCGAGGAUGUCCACAAUCGUCUGAUGAAGAGAUACAAGGACGCACCGAUGCUGUGGUAUCUGACGACGUUCAUCUCAAUGACGGCAAUCGGCAUCUUUGUCGUUGAAUAUUACCCGAUCCACCUCCCGUGGUACGGCCUCCUCCUCGCCCUCGCCAUUUGCACUGUUCUCUUCAUUCCCAUUGGCAUUGUCAUGGCCGUCACCAACCAGCAUUCAUCCAUCUACCUCAUCUGCCAGCUCAUUGCUGGGAUCAUCUUCCCCGGUCGCCCCGUCGCCAACAUGGUCUUUGUCACGUACGGCUACAUCUCGUCCGCCCAGGGCAUCAAGUUCGCCGCCGACCUCAAGCUCGGCCACUAUAUGAAGAUCCCCCCGCGGAUUCUCUUCACUGUCCAGAUCGUCGCCACCAUCAUCUCCUCACUCACCCAAAUCGCCGUCCUCAACUGGAUGUUCAUCAACAUUCCGAACAUUUGCACCCCGCAAGCUUUGAACGGCUUUACCUGCCCCAUUGCACGGGUCCACUUCAACGGCUCCAUCCUCUGGGGUGUCGUCGGCCCGGCCGAGUUCUUCGGCCCCGGCGCCACCUACCGGCCCCUGGUGUGGGCCUUUGCCGUCGGCGCCGUCCUGCCCCUUCCCCUGUGGCUGUACGCCCGCAACCGCAGGCACUCGCUCCUCCGAAAAGUCAACCUACCCGUCUUGUUCGGCUCGCUCGGCUGGAUCCCGCCCGCGACAGGAUUGAAUUUUUCCGUCUGGGCUCUGGUCUGUUACGUGUUUAAUUACCUGGUCAAGAGGCGCGCGCCGGCGUGGUGGGCCAAAUACACCAUGACGCUGAGCGCGGCGCUGGAUUCCGGCCUGGCGUUUGGCAUUGUCGUGGUGUUCUUUGGGUUUGUCUAUUCGGGCGUCAUGAACGGGUUCUCGUGGUGGGGCACGGAGGUGUAUAAGCGCGGGUGUGACUGGCAGGCGUGUGCGUAUAGGAGUGUGCCAGAGCGGGGCAGGUUCGGGCCGGAUGUUUGGUAGUAGGGCUUGGGACAAGGAAAGGGGGAAACUGUGGUGAAGGGGG